Molecule: messenger RNA, 534 nt
Organism: Tetrahymena thermophila SB210
Lineage: Eukaryota; Ciliophora; Oligohymenophorea; Hymenostomatida; Tetrahymenidae
Exons: 1
Source: RefSeq, a predicted model, not a curated record
AUGCCAACCAAAUUAACUUAUUAAAGGAACAAUUAAUUUAAUUCAGUAAAAUACCUCUAAUGCAAGUAUCUUUUGGGAAAAUUUGAUUAGCUAUAAUCAAAUAAUAGUGCAGAGAGAGAAUAUAUGCAAUUUGGAGUAUUUAUUUAUUAAAUUUAAUUUAAUUUCCCCAAAAUAAAUCAUCAAGAAGUUAAAUAAAGUGACGCAAACAAAAUGACUUUCUAAAUUCACUAUUUUUAAAAAACUCCUACCAAAUUAAUUGAAGUCAAAAAUCCUAUUUUUUAACGCUGGACAAUUCUAAAUUUUAGGCUUGCCAUUAAAUGCAGAGUAAUUAAAAACACUACUCUAAAUUUAUCCUACAAAAUAAAAAAAUAAAGUAGCUCACAAAUUGAAUAAAUUAGAACAAAAAAUAAAUUUUUUUAUCAUUCUAGCUUAGUAGAGUGGUUUGAUGAUUUAAAAUAGCACUUUCUUUCCGUUCUUAUGAAUUUUGUCACCAAGUUUGAAUUUUGCAGUAAUUAGAAGUCAAUAUCGCAUUGA